Messenger RNA from Aspergillus nidulans FGSC A4, 1192 nucleotides. RefSeq names its product E2 ubiquitin-conjugating protein UBC8. The coding region runs from base 264 to 809 and encodes 181 amino acids. NCBI's taxonomy places the organism in Eukaryota, Fungi, Ascomycota, Eurotiomycetes, Eurotiales, Aspergillaceae. Gene Ontology annotation, molecular function: ubiquitin conjugating enzyme activity; ligase activity. The record is from RefSeq and is a predicted model, not a curated record. The transcript has 6 exons.
UUUAAUAUCCGGUCUUCCUCCUCAUAUUCGAACGACAAGUCCAUCGCAGUUUUGGCUUACGAAUCGUACUUACUUUUUCGUCCUAUCGGCCCGCUUGCCACCCGCCUCUCUUACUUCCCCGCCGGCAAUUCGGAGACCCUCUGAUUCCACUGCUCAGUUACACAGCCCGUUUGCUGUGAUUACCAGCCUCAAAGUUCAGUAUUUGAGGUCUUUCUAAUACUUUUCGUCUAUCGAGUGCUCGCAACCGUGCGAAAUCAGUCAACAUGAGCAGCCCCAAGCGCAGAAUCGAGACAGAUGUGAUGUACGGUUUACCACCGCUGCGCAAAGGCUUAGUUAAGCAGGAAUUUUAUGUCCGCUUCAAGGGCCCCGAAGAGACACCCUUCGCCGGUGGCCACUGGAAGAUUCACGUCGAACUGCCUGAUCAAUACCCGUAUAAGAGCCCGAGUAUCGGGUUCGUGAACCGAAUCUUCCAUCCGAACAUUGACGAACUGUCAGGUUCCGUUUGUCUCGACGUGAUCAAUCAAACUUGGUCUCCCAUGUACGACAUGAUUAACAUCUUUGAAGUUUUCCUCCCCCAGCUUUUACGCUACCCCAACCCUUCGGACCCGUUAAAUGGGGAAGCCGCUGCAAUGCUGAUGAGGGAGCCAAAGAGCUACGAAGCGAAAGUGAAAGAGUACGUGGCGAAAUAUGCCAGUAAAGACGCCGUUGACGACGCCGGGGAGGACACAGAGUCAGAAGACGAGUUGAGCUCUGCCGGUAGCUAUGAGUCGGACGGAGAAGAGCCCGCCGGGAGGUUGGACGACGUUUGAAGCGUCCAGCAUUUAUUGGCAUGCCUGAUUUUCGCGACAUUUCCAGGUCUGUUCUAUAUACUACUUCAUCAUCUCGUUACGGUCUUAUAGUUCUUGCUGGGUUUAGUCUUUAUGGCGUUAUUGACGGGGGAGUUUUGGCAAUCAGUUCGGGAGCCAGAGUCUAAUGGGUAUACGUCACGUCAACACUGGUGCACUUGGCGAGUUGAACCUCAUGUUCUAUGGGGCUCCUUCAACCCUACAUUUGUUUUCUAUAUCAUUUGCUCCUGCGAUCAUUGUCUUUGUGGGGUUCCUGAUGCUUUACGUCUCCAAUCAUAACAUCACUCGCCUAUUUAAUGGAAUCUGCUGUUUCUACCUAGUCUACUUGGAAGGCCCAUACUUACCAU